AAAGUCUCAAUAAUAAUGACUAAUCUUAGAAGUUAGGAUAGUGUUUAAAUGUCUAUGAUGCAAUAGCCAUUUUCUUUCUAAAAUGUUUAUCAUAGUUUUGAUGGUAAUGACUAAAGAAUCAAAGUAAAUUGAUAAAUAAUGAUAAUUUAGUUAAAUCAACUUUAGAUCGUUUAACAUAAAUUUAUCAAGUGUUUAAACAAUCUGAUUCGACAUUAGAAUAAUUAAAAGAAAGGAAAUAUUAUAGUCUUGCCAAACCAAAAUAAUCAACUAUACGUAUAAAUAACUCUUUAAAUAAAAGAUUAUUUUUUUAGACGAUAAAAUCUUAAAAAAAAUUAAAGUUUAGGAAUCUAGUGAUAGUACUUUCAUGGCUUUUCCAAGAAAUUAAUUUCCUUUCUUAUAAUGUAAUAAAUUUAAAAAUCUUUAGAUUAAGCUUACCCAUAAUUCUAUACAAGUUAUCCAUAAGAAUAAUUUGCGGCUAUGCAAUAUUAAUUGACAAACCCUAUCUUACAAUCAUAAGAUAGAUUUUUAGUCUAAUCAAAGCAAGUUUAAUAAAGUCAGCAUUUUCGAACUUCUGAUUUUUAAUUGUUUGGUUCUCAUGAUGAUUCUGAAUCUAUGGAAUCUCAUCAAAUCGAAAAGGAUAGUAAAUAAAUCAAAAAUUCUUAUUUUAAACUUAAAAAUAAGAUUAAAAAAGGAAAAGUAAAUGAUACAAAAAAUAUAACGAAAAAUUUUUCUAAAGCAAUAAUUAGCUAUAUUAUAUAAAAUAAAGAUAUCGGAUUAAAAAUAAUGAAUUAUGAAAAAUUUGAAGAAUUUGUAACGAUAUUAAAGGAUAAAAAAAAUUAGAUGACAAAUAUUAAGUAACUGAGAGAUCUUUGGGUUGAUACAAAUGAAGAAAAAAGUUAAUAAUUUAAUAAAGCAUUUCGAAUCUUUAGGUAAUUUUUUAAAAAUAGAUCUAGUGAAUAUUUCUUAAAGCAGUAAUCUGUGUCUUAUAUAUACAACUCAAGAAUAGCAAAUACGGGAUGGCAUUUAAAAUACAGAUAUAAUUUACUUCGAGCUUUAAAAGAACCAGAAAAUUUUAAAUAUAUAAAAGACAUAUGA
This is a messenger RNA of Paramecium sonneborni, 1095 nucleotides long. NCBI's taxonomy places the organism in Eukaryota, Ciliophora, Oligohymenophorea, Peniculida, Parameciidae. The record is from the annotation of a GenBank genome assembly.